AGAUCAGAGCAUCGCGAAAUAACGCGAGAAGAGAGCUCAGAGCUGCGGAAGUGACUGUCAGAUGAGCGGGGUCAUGUGGUCAGCCGAUUGCUGGUGGGAUCCGUAAACAGCUUUCGAUUGUGUAAAAGAGGAAUAUACCUAAAGAAACCUCUUUAAACUGAAGGCUGACAGUCCUCGCCUGUGACACGAAAGGCCACGAGUGGGAUAGCUAGCUAACAGCAUGCAAAACGUUAUAAAUUCUGUGAAAGGCACCGCUCUUGGAGUGGCCGAGUUUCUCACACCAGUACUGAAGGAAUCAAAGUUCAAGGAAACGGGUGUCAUCACACCAGAAGAGUUUGUGGCUGCAGGAGACCAUUUAGUUCAUCACUGCCCCACAUGGAAAUGGGCGUCAGGGGAGGAAGCAAAAGUGAAGCCUUAUUUGCCUAAAGACAAGCAGUUCUUACUGACUCGCAAUGUUCCAUGCUACAAGCGGUGUAAACAGAUGGAGUACUCCGAUGAGCUAGAAGCCAUUAUAGAGGAGGACGAUGGCGACGGGGGAUGGGUGGACACCUAUCACAACUCAGGCGUAUCAGGAGUAACAGAAGCAGUAAGGGAAAUCACAUUGGACAAGAAGGACAAUAUGAACAUGAACGCGCGCUCAGGCGCAAGUGGAAAUGACGAGGAUGAUGAUGAUGAAGGAGAGGCCGCUGACAUGGAAGAGUACGAGGAGAGCGGACUUUUGGAAACGGACGAGGCGACUCUGGACACCAGCAAGGUGAUGGAAGCUAGCAAAGCCAAAGCCGACGCCGGGGGCGAAGACGCCAUCCUGCAGACCCGCACCUACGACCUCUACAUCACGUACGACAAGUACUACCAAACCCCUCGGCUCUGGCUCUUCGGCUACGACGAGGACCGCCAGCCGCUGAGCGUGGACCAAAUGUACGAGGACAUCAGCCAGGACCACGUGAAGAAGACCGUCACCAUAGAGAACCACCCCCACCUGCCGCCCCCCGCCAUGUGCUCCGUGCACCCCUGCAGGCAUGCGGAGGUGAUGAAAAAGAUCAUCGAAACGGUGGCGGAGGGAGGGGGCGAGCUGGGAGUGCACAUGUAUCUUCUUAUUUUCUUGAAAUUUGUGCAAGCCGUCAUUCCCACGAUAGAGUACGACUACACACGGCAUUUCACCAUGUAAACUGGGCCUCAUCUCCUGACACGAGCACCUGUGAAACCCUCGAGCUCGGCCACAAGGGGGCGACGUUCACAACACACUGCCUGUGGGGGCUGUCCCUGGAGCGACUUGCCGAAUGUUUCAGUUUAUUAGGAUUGGCUUUGUGUGUGUGUGUGUGUGUGUGUGUGCGUGCGUGCGCGCACAUGUGUGUGUGUGCACACGUGCGCGUGUGUGUACUGUUUUACGUGCGCGUCUGUUUGUGGCAGAGGGCAGGGGUGUUGAAUGGUUCUUGAGUGCAGAGCAGUUGGUUACUUUCACACACAUUCAGCUUUCACCAAGAUAACAGCUGUGCUUUAUAUGCGACUCAUCUCUCUCAGUGGCUCUGUAACCAGCAUGCAUGUGCGGUCUUCAUAACUCGAAGAACACAUCUGUCUGUGUGGAUUCACUGCAGGGAGUCCAGCCUGCAGUCACAUUAAUAUCGUCUCCGACUCAUAAAACUCCCUGUACCUUUGUAUCAGUGUUAAUCUGCCUCAUAAAUCUUUCGCCAGAUCUUUCGGUUUCCUCAUCAUAUAAAAUCUCUGUAGUCACAUUCAGUCCGUCCCCCUUCCUCUAGCUUUUACCAAUGAGGAGAUCGUAGUGGAGGGGGGAGACGCUGCUCUUGCUCCUCACGAAAAGUCGUCACUGUGUCUGAUACCAGUUUGUCUUAACGGAGUUGUCCUCUGGCUGUAGGGAAAUGUCUUUUUUUUUUUAGGUCCUGUUGGCUGGGAGCUCAGGUUGGGUCUCCCUUGUGUGAGUGUUUCCUACGGCAUGCUCUCCUGUCCCUUCAGCGUGUGCCACCACCUCAGCAGAACAAGACGUUUCCCCACACAGUCUCCCUUUGAUUCUGCCUGUAACAACAGACGGAGCCAGAGCAAUCCUAGAGCCUGAUUUACUAAGGCCUUUAGCUUUUUAGUGCAUGCAAAAACCAACAACAUGACCACUGAUUGGUCAAGGUAUUAUUUUUGUUUUUAUUUUUAUUUUUCCACCAAUCAUUGGUUGUGUUAUUAGUUUAGCAUGUGCUGAAACGUUAGUACAUCAGGCCCUUGGUUUGCUGUUCAUAUGGUGGUUGGCUGUCAUCGAUCACUGCUGCAGCUUCUGUAGAUGUUUUUGACGGUGCCCCUGUACCAAAAGUUGACUCAAGGUGAAUCGCAUUCUACUCCUGUCUGUGACCAUGAACAGACGGAAUGCUGAACAUGCUGUAAUUUAAGUUCUGUUUUCAGUAUUCACUGUUCACCGUUCAAUAAUAUCUGAUUUCAUAAUGUGCAGAGUCAUUGUUUCAUAGUGACAAUUUCUAAAAGUUUUACACGAGAAGAGCUCAAAUUGGCCUGGCACACAGUGGUUACCACAUUUUCCUGCUGUUUCUCAGCAGAUAAUUUAAGCUUAAGCAAACUGCAGAAUGCACAGAGUUUAAACAUGUUUCUGAAGGGCAGUGAUCAAGCAGAGAAAAGCUAUGGGGUGUUCACGAGUAUAGAUUUUCCUGGCUAUGCUGAAUGGACUGUUUUCUGAAUUGUGAGAUGUAAUAAAAAAGUGAAUGUCUACAACCUAUAGCAUCAGUGUUGUCAAGAUAUUUAUCUAAAAUAUUUGUCUAAGAUACUUCUCAAGUAUGUAAUUAUGAACCAGUUUCCUUUCUGGAUGUUUACAAAUAUUCAUAAAAAAAGGCAGUGACCAUGUCUCUUGUUCCCCAUUCUCUAUACGAUAAUGUUUCCUUUAAAAACAAUUCUUGCAAAUUUUUUCAUUUUCUUGAAAGAGCUCUUGCAGAUUUUUCAAUGGCUAAGAAAAAAGAGGUUGCCAUGAAUUUUGUCUGCUUUUGGCUCAAAGCUUUAUGUACUCGCUU
Molecule: messenger RNA, 3017 nt
Organism: Anguilla rostrata (American eel)
Lineage: Eukaryota; Metazoa; Chordata; Actinopteri; Anguilliformes; Anguillidae
Gene: atg3
Product: autophagy related 3
Exons: 12
Coding region: 221-1168 (315 amino acids)
Biological process (GO): autophagy of mitochondrion; autophagosome assembly; nucleophagy
Cellular component (GO): cytosol; phagophore assembly site
Molecular function (GO): Atg8-family ligase activity
Source: RefSeq, a predicted model, not a curated record